AUGCAUGACAUGCGGAAUUCAGGAAAGGUCCCACUCCCGUGUUUCUGGUGUCGAUGUUCACGAGCCGCAAGGGUCUGGGGCCACCGGUCCGACAUGGACGGGACUUACCAGAAAUACACCCUGCACGGCCCUCAAUUCAACUACGAACCCUUUAACAGCAACAGCAUUAAUAUACGCUUUUGGAGCUGGAAUUACCGCGGGUGCUGGCACCAGACUUGUCCUCCAAUUGUUACUCGAUAUUGGAUGGGUUUAAAUAUCCCCCAUUGA
Phytomonas sp. Hart1 is the source of this 267-nucleotide messenger RNA. Lineage: Eukaryota; Euglenozoa; Kinetoplastea; Trypanosomatida; Trypanosomatidae. The record is from the annotation of a GenBank genome assembly.